AUAUCAAAAUGAGUUGAUGUGCUCAGGAUUUUUUCAAGGAUUUCGGAAGUUUCUUUUGUUUUCGUUUUUUUCAUUGAAUUCACCCUUGAGCAAUUCCUAGGAAGAGUCUAAAGGUUUCGAGGUCCCUGAGUUAUUGAUUGAGGCUUUGAAUACUCUUUCACGAGCCCUGUAUUGCCCAGAGUUUCUGAAGAUGCAAGUUCUUUAUAGGCGUGUAAACAUAACCUCACUUUUCGGAAAAAUCAAUAAUCUUACCAUUUGUCUGGGUUCUUCUUGAGGAAUUAUUAAGGGGGCCUUGUUAGUGAACUUAAAGCCAACUUGUUUGCAGUAUCCUGUGGAAAUAUUUAUAAAAGUUUAUCAUUCUGGGACCUCAAACUCGUGGAUUGACUCGAUCAAAAUUUCUGGUCAGAUUUUCCAGUCAAUGGCUUAGAAUAUAUGAUUUAAUUCAGUUAUUAUGAUUAGUGUCUCAAUGCCUGACUUUCUUCUAAAAAAAUAGAUCGUUUUAUACAUGUUUCUUGAAGAAAUUAAAUUCGCAUUGGACAACGACCAUAACAUUUAAUUGGGCACACUGAUUUUCUGGCAUGUGUGGCAAAUAGUUUGUUUAAUUAAAUCUUUUGAAAAGGAAGAAUGUACCACAGCUAUUUUCAUCAAAUCAGAAGAGAAGAAUGUAUGAACGCUAAAUACAGCAGUUCUAAGGGUGGGUAUUCCUCGUCGACAGCUGCAUCGGAUAGUCGCUACGAGGGGCGAAUGCGGGACUCUCCGAAUGGGAACUCAUAUAGUCCAGCAGGAGGCUUGGGACUGGGCAUGGGAGCGGACCGUGAUAGUCCCCGCAGUUACACCACCAAGCCUCUUUACAAGAAGGAGAGAGAAAACAGAGACUAUAAGUUAUCCUCCAGGGACAAGUAUUCCGAUUGUGCACGAUCUCCAAAAGACAAGAGGAGCCGCGAGAGCAGGGAUUCGGAGCACAGGACCAACCAUGAUAGGAGCGGCGGAGAGAUAUUACAUCCCAUAAAGUUGUCAAACUCAUCGAGAGAUUCCUCGUCUCAGCGAAAGCCAGCACACAAUUCCUGUCAGGAGAAGCGUGGAGACGAUCGAGGGGGCACGACGGAGAGGACUGCCAGGUUCGGUGACUGGUCGGAGCACGUGAGCUCAUCGGGGAAGAAGUAUUACUACAACUGCAAGACGGAGGUCUCCCAAUGGGAGAAACCCCGAGAAUGGACAGCCAGGGCGGAGAGCCGACAACGCCAGUCCAACGAUUACUCCUCUAGGUCAAGUCACGAUAAACAUUCCAACUCGCGGUCGAACAGCAGCAGCAGCGGGAGCGGCGCGCGAGAUGGCAAGUCGGGCUCGCGACAGUCGGACAAGCGCGAGUACUGGACCUCGUGUGGGACGGCGAGCGGCGGAAGCGCCCGGGACGAGGUGGUCUCCUCGAGGGAGCGCGAGCGCGAGAGGGAACGGGACCGCGAGCGGGAGCGAGACCGAGAGAAGGAGCGGGAGCGGGAACGAGAGCGAGAUCGCGAGAGAGACCGCGAGAGGGAUAGCUGCCGCGAUGAAGGGGGCGCGGAACGGCAGGCGCAGGACAUGGACAUCUCCCCGGGCGACUCGACCCCGACUUCGGAGCCCUUGGUGGCCGCUGCCAGCGACCCGCUACCUCAAGGGCCCGUCCUCCUGGCCACCGCGCUACCUAGACUAACUUCCCACCCACCGUCGACGCCGCAGGCGCCCGGUAAGCUGAGCUCGCCCACGCAGCCUCAGCAGCAGCAACAGCAACAGCAGCAACAGCAGCAGCAGCAGCAAGGCGGCAGCAACGCGCCUGGGCCCCCCGUAUCGCUGGCCAGCCUGCCGCGCCUUCUAUCACAAAUCACCGGUAGCAAAGAGCAGCCCGACAUCACACCGCAGAAGGCACUGCAGACCAUUCAGACCGCGAUCCUGCUGUCUCGACAACAAUCCGGAAGCGGAGGCGACCGCGUCGUCGGCAGCGGGAACGACGUCAUGGCGCCGCUCAAGGUGGACACCAGCGGCGUUACCAGCGAGGGACCACCCACGCCCACGCACUCGGAGACCCAGGACUGCAUCGACGCACGAAAGAUGACGAGUCCCGGGGCGGCGAGUACGGGGGUUCAGGGGCUCAGCUCGCUGCAGAGCCUCGGCACCCUCGGCUCCCUAGGAGGCCUGGGCAACGGCGGGGGCCUCCAGGCACUCUCGAGAGUGCAACCUCCUCUCACGCCCUCUCUCACGCCCUCGCUGGCCAACCACUAUCGGGAAGACUUGACGCAACAUGUGCGUGCCUUUCCUGCGGAUAUCCUUGAGAAACAGGCGCAAAAGCUUAGCGAGGAAGCACACACCAUGGGCAGUUUGCAGUGCACGCGAGUAUCCGCGGAGCUGAAGACGGCCCGGUCAAUAGUGAGGCUGACGGAGAUUCAGGCGACGUUGCAGGAACAAAGGAUAUUAUUCCUCCGUCAGCAAAUACAGACGCUGGAGGAGCUGAAGUCCCAAAAUUCCUUCAUGUCCGACGAUUCUUAGUGUAAGGGAAUUUAUAAAGAUAUAGUAAUAAUUACAGACCUAUAAUUAAUUCUUGCAGAAGAGAGACGGUAAACCGAAGGAAAGGACAAAAAAAGCAUAUAAAACGGUAAAAAAAAUAUGAAGAAACUACACGGAUUACACGUACUCACCCGCGCGCGCCCCCUCCCCCCCCCCCGGAAACACAUACACGACAUGGUCACACCCCACGCGACACACACACACGUAAUUAUAAAUAUUCUCAUUAAUAUUGAAAUAAUUAAGAUUGUACCUAAAUUAUAAUGAUUAUCAUGAAUAGAAGUGAGAUAAGCGACUGUAGCGCGAGCGAUUGUGAACAUAAUUGGGCUGCCCAGAGAGGAGGGGCUGCUCUACGACUGACAGCCCACGGAUCUUAUUAUUAUUAUUAAUAUAAAAAUAUUAAUUAGUGAAACCACGCACCUCUCUGGGCGGCACAAGAGGCCUACCCAAGGGGAAAAAAAAAAGAAGAAACAAGAAUCAGUACCCACACGCGACACUCACAAGUUCACCCUCACACUCACACGCAUACAUAUACACACACACCUCGACGUACGUCCCCGUUCGCGCGUAAAACACUUUUCACACACACAUUGUACACACUCUCGCCCACAUUUACACGUCUCUAAGCGUCAGAGUGCAGCGUUAAGUUGAAUAGAAACGCGCGAGGCGACUCAUCGCGACUCGAUUAAAAGAGAGAAAAAGAAAAAGAAGAAAAAAAAAAAGAAGCUGUACGCGAAUUGUAUAUCUGAAUUGUCCACCGUUGUCUUGUAUUUACCUAUGUUGUACGUGUCAAUGUUUCAUAUCCUCCCUCUAUCUAUCUGUCUCUCUCUCUCUCUCUCUCUCUCUCUCUCUCUCUCUCUCUCUCUCUCUCUCUCUCUCUCUCCGAUGAGAAUGAAGAAAGGGAAAAAAAGAUGUAGAGAGGAAAAGAAAGAUAAACGGGAAACGCGACGAAAUGACGGACCGACGAGAAGCAAGAAGAGAAAAAAAGAAACAAAAGGGGGGACGAAGUAACGACGACGAAACGCGAACGCGGCAUUUCGACCCGGGGUGGAGAGCAGUACACUCUCUUUUCUUUCUUUCUUCUUCUUCUUCUUUUUUUUUCGUUUUUCUCCUACUUUGUCGUGUAAAUCUCGGAAUAAACGAAACUCGUGCCACAAGCUCGAGGGGACUUUGCUUGCUGCGCGCCGCGUGACUCUUUCCUCUCUCUCUCAUUCUUACUCAUUCUACGUCACUCCUCGUUUCUUUCUUUUUCUCGUUCGCUCUCGCCGGUCCUUCUCGGGUCGACCUUGCACGGACGAUAAGGAUGCUCUCGGGACGCUCCUGGAAGUUUGCAAACCGAUAACUACUCUCCGUCUUUGUUUCCUCUCCUUUUUUCUCUCUCUCUCUCUCACCUUUUCUUUUCGUCUUUCAAUGACAUCGGGACGACUUAACGCGGGGCCCGAGAAUGGCCUCGACAAUGCCCGGGACACGUUGCUCAUUCUCGGGCCUCGUUGGAGGCGAAGCGAUCAUGCGCAAAUUGAUUGGGAAGAGAGAAAAGAGGGGGAAAAAAACGGAAAAAUUUUAAAUCCCUUCCCUCCCCCACCUUUGCACCUCGGAGAAGUAUUGCCUCGCCCGAAAGUCGCAUAUCCCGGUUGUCUCUUGUCAGAGCCAGACUCGCGAGGAUGUUUCGAUUGUCUUUUAACGGUGGCAUUAUUUAUUUAAGCUUUAAACCGCGAGACCGCGAGGUACUGUAGAGAGCUUUUUAUUGUAAAGGAAAAAAAGGGGAAAAAAAGAAACCGGGAGAGUGAUUUUACAACACUUCAUUGUGAUCCGUAUUUGUAUGUAGCUUAUAUAUAUAAUGGAGGUUAUAUAUAUAUUUUACACGCGAAUACCCCGAUUUGUUAAUUGUAGCGAGAGAAAGAAGAAAAAAAAAACGACAACAAACAAGCAACUAAUAAAAGCAAACGCGGUACUGCCUCCGGUGUACUGCCAUUAUAUCAUGUA
Orussus abietinus is the source of this 4518-nucleotide messenger RNA. It is a transcript of the gene wcy, whose product is annotated as WW domain-containing adapter protein with coiled-coil homolog. Gene Ontology annotation, biological process: regulation of autophagy; positive regulation of TORC1 signaling. Gene Ontology annotation, cellular component: nucleus. Gene Ontology annotation, molecular function: chromatin binding; RNA polymerase II complex binding. Bases 625 to 2520 code for a protein of 631 amino acids. The record is from RefSeq and is a predicted model, not a curated record. The transcript has 11 exons. NCBI's taxonomy places the organism in Eukaryota, Metazoa, Arthropoda, Insecta, Hymenoptera, Orussidae.